ACUUUGCACUUGACGAUUGACAGUCGAACGACAUUCAAAAUGAUUGGAUUUCAAGAAAACUCGUUUUCGAAAAGCUUCCAAGAUGACUUUUAUAGAAGAGCUUCAACAGGUACCCUUAGUAAAUCUGGAAAGGCUAAAAAUUUUCCAAAAAAAGACAUUUGUUUAUUGGGAGAUGUGACGGUUGGAAAGUCUUUUAUCUUCGAAAAAUUCACUGGAAAAAAGGGUGACUCUGAUAUAAAUGCAGCGGAAACUCAAAUGACUUUAACUUACAGUGAGCACGGUAACAUUCAUUGGAAAUAUUUAGCAGCAAAGUUUUGGGACAUAAAACCAUAUCCAUACGAAGCUAUUUUGAAAGACAAAAUAUCAAACUGUCACCUAAUUAUUAUUGUCUAUUCAAGUCAAAAUAGAGAAAGUUUAGAAAGUAUUGAAAACUACUGGAUUCCAGCAUACCUAUCAGAAAAAAUACCAAAGAUAUUUAUCCGCAACACGAGGUACAUAAUAUCAUAGCUAAUAAACUUUAUAACUAAAUCAAUAUGAUUUUUAAAUCAGAAAUAGGCUAAAGCCCCAUGUGUCAGAACAACAAGGAAAAUCUUUAGCAAAGAAGUAUAAUGCAUUACAUUUGGAGUUCUUCAACGACGAAGAAACGAUCCAGAAUUGUUUAAGAGAAAUCGGAAUAUUUGCUCUAUGCUCCAAAAAACGUGAGAAGUCAUCUUCAUGCUGCUUAAUGUAAAUUGAAAGAUCUAACUAUAUAUAUGUGUAAUAAAUUAUUAAAUUAUUCCUGUAUGUGCGAAGUAACCUGAUUGUUUAUGUUGAAGUUUAAAGUUUGAAUUUUAUUUCUAUUUUUAGUUUAAGCAUUGGAAAAUUCAAGAAUUAACAAAAAGUAUAUAAUAAUUACAUAACCAUGUUAAAUCUUGUGCAAUUAACAUUAGUCACUUGAAUUUUUCAAUUUGAAAUAGGAAUAAAGUAAACUAUAUUUAAUACCUUAAUUAAAUUAUUUAUCAAUAAAGAAGUUAAAAUUAGCUCUAACAAAAUUUAUUAGGCGUAUAUCUGUACAUGUAAAAUGAUACCUUAUUUAUAUUAUUAAAGAUUAUUUAUUCUCGCUUACACGGUUCAAUAUUUUUAUACCUUUUAAUCAUAACCAUUGUUAU
Dimorphilus gyrociliatus is the source of this 1148-nucleotide messenger RNA. NCBI's taxonomy places the organism in Eukaryota, Metazoa, Annelida, Polychaeta, Dinophilidae. The record is from the annotation of a GenBank genome assembly.